Messenger RNA from Aplysia californica (California sea hare), 5393 nucleotides. RefSeq names its product 4-trimethylaminobutyraldehyde dehydrogenase. Gene Ontology annotation, molecular function: aminobutyraldehyde dehydrogenase (NAD+) activity; 4-trimethylammoniobutyraldehyde dehydrogenase (NAD+) activity. The transcript has 10 exons. The coding region runs from base 114 to 1664 and encodes 516 amino acids. Lineage: Eukaryota; Metazoa; Mollusca; Gastropoda; Aplysiida; Aplysiidae. The record is from RefSeq and is a predicted model, not a curated record.
UUUUGAAAUUGUAACAACACUGUCUUGCGCACUCUCACACACAACAGGCCGCAACCGGGAUUUUUUUUGGUCUUUCCGUCACAUCUGUUUAUAUAAGAAGGUUGAAAGACAAGAUGAGAGGUCUUCAAAAUUGCUACAGAUUUCUCAUUAGCAGAAGGAGCUACAGCAGCCAAACAUGGGACUCUCUUGCAACAUCCCAACAGGUUACCUUGCCACUUAAUUUCCUCCAUGGAAGACGAGUUGAUGCUCGGGGAAACACUUCCUUCAAGCUCAUAGCUCCUGCCACAGGGCUGCCCCUGAGAUCAGUUUCCAACUCAAAUGACGACGAUGUUCAAGAGGCAGUGCAAGUGGCCAGGAACUCCUUCAGGACCUGGUCAAAGAUGUCAGGAUUUGAACGAGGUCAAGUGCUGAAAAGAGCAGCAGACAUAUGCAGGAAAAGGGUGGAAGAGCUUGCCCGUACUGAAGUGUUGGAUACUGGAAAGCCAAUCUGGGAGGCUCGCUAUGACAUUGAAGGGUGUGCAGACACAAUCGAGUACUACGGAGGUUUAGCUGCUGCUAUUGCAGGUGACUUCCUACAGCUUUCGGGCGGCAGCUUCGCUUACACAGUGCGGGAGCCACUCGGAGUUGUAGGGGGAAUUGGGGCUUGGAACUAUCCCUUCCAGAUGGCGGCCUGGAAGUCUUCGCCUGCCCUGGCAUGUGGCAACACCAUCGUGUUCAAGCCAUCCCAAUUCACCCCACUCACAGCGGUCAUGUUGGGGGAAAUCUAUCAAGAGGCGGGGUUGCCUGAUGGCUGUUACAAUGUUGUGCAGGGAGAGGGAGCCACUGGUCAGAUUCUCACAUCGCACCCGGGUAUUGACAAGGUCACAUUCACAGGCAGCGUAGCCACUGGCAGUCGCAUUAUGGCCACCUGUGCCAAGGAUGUGAAACAUGUCACAUUAGAGCUUGGUGGAAAGUCUCCAUUGAUCAUUUUUGCUGACGCCCACCUUGAAAAUGCUGUAAAAGGUGCAAUGUUGGCCAACUUUAGUAACCAGGGACAGGUAUGCUCCAACGGCACCCGUGUGUUUGUGGAAGAGAGCAUAGCAGAAGAGUUUCUGUCUAUGUUGAAAACUAGAGUUUCCAAGAUGAAAAUUGGCGACCCCAUGCUAGAGGAUACCACUGUGGGAGCAUCUAUCAGUGAGGAGCAAGCGAAGAUAGUCUUAGGGUAUAUCGAUAUUGCCAAGAAAGAGGGCGCUACAAUCGCUUACGGUGGUGAGAGAAUCAAACCUGACGAUUCCCGCCUGGCCAAGGGCUACUACCUGAGCCCCUGCAUCGUGACAGGCUGUGAGGACGACAUGACGGUGGUCAAAGAGGAAGUGUUUGGUGCUGUCAUGUCCAUGCUGACGUUCAAGUCGGAGGAGGAGGUGAUCAAGAGAGCCAACAACACAGAGUUUGGUCUGGCUGGGGGAGUGUUCACCAGAGACUUACAGCGGGCUCACCGGGUGGUCUCCCAGAUGGAGGCAGGCUCUAUCUAUGUCAAUAACUACAAUGUCUACCCAGUGGGUGUGCCCUUUGGUGGCUACAAAAAGUCUGGUAUUGGCCGGGAGAACGGGGCCGAUGCUCUCAACUAUUACAGUCAGAUCAAGUCCGUGUAUAUGGAGGCGAACGAUGUUGACUGCCCCUAUUAAGUCUCUUUGUGAAAGGGAAAUAUGAAGAAGUUCUUGGACCUGGAAAAGGGGAACUGGCUGGUUGUGCAAGAACUCUUUAUUCUAAAGCUUUGUUUACCAAUGGUCUAAUGCCACUGUAUCUCUUUGAACCGUGGGUCUAUGAAUCAUUGGGCAUUUAUAUACUGUUGUGAGCUGGAUAAAAGCAUUUUAUGAAGAGUGUAUGUUUUUGUUUUCUCAGGGACUCUGUGUUCGAAAGUUGAGAGAAAUUUAUAUCCAUUGAGUGAAUGCCUGUGGAAGAAUGUUUUCCCUAGCUUCUUUUGUUUUGUUUUUUCCCAAGAUAGAAAUGUUUCUCUUUUUGUGGCAUGAUACUUACAAUCAACAAAUGUAAAAGAGUAGUGUUUCGCAAAGAGGAAAUUUUCAUACUUUUGGCAGUCGUGGACUAAAACAUUUCUUCCCCACCAAAAUCGCGAAUUAGUGGGAGUGAUUCGUUUCACUCAUCAGCAACCAUAUUUUCAUUGCAUGUCACUGGUGAGCAGAGAUUAUACAUCACUCAAGUUGCCUACAAGCUUUGUGCCUACUCUCUGCUAUGUGCUAUUAUUGAUAGUUCUGAGGGCCUUGUGGAUACUAGCACUGUACUACACCUUGGAUCUUUUAACUGUGCACAACUGACUAGAUAUGUCUACAUAUAUAUAUAAAACACGUUACUGUUAAUUUAAAAGAAAAUUGUUCGCGAGUCACUUUUACCCGCACCAGUGGCCUUGCUGUGAAAUUUAUUUGUCUAGGCCUUGAAAUUAUCUUCUUUUGAAUUUUGAAAAUCUUUUUUUCCGUGGACAUUCUCCUCCUCGCGAAAAAAUACUCUCUUACAGUAUUUGAAUGUACACGCUUAUGCAUUGCUCAUUACCGACCUUUCUUUAUAGUUUUAAAAAAAUGGAUUUAUUAUAUUAAGUCCUGUAUGUUCCCUCUGGGGAGAGGUUACAUAACUUGGUUAUAGCUCUCUUGGCUGCCAGAUCAUUCCAGUUUACAGUCUCCAUCCUUCAUUAACUGUUAGGUGAAGGGGAUGUAAUUAUUCUUUUCCUACACGCUCUUUGUUACACAUGUUGUCUUUGAAAUUGAUAGCAGUGUAAACUUCUUCCUCCUCUGACUUGAAUAUAUAUUAGUUUCAUAAAAGAAUAAAAUGAAUAAUUAAUUAUGCUUGAGAUGAGAUGACGCAUAUGUUCCCUAAACAACACGAACAGAUUUUUCUGUGUGAGCAUAAUGAUCACGGUGCUGUGUGUUUAAGAUAUUUUAAAUCUUAAAAUGUGGAAAUUUUCAAGAGUUUAGAGUCUGAACAUUAUGACUGUUGGAACCAUGUCUGUUCAUUUUUUGAAAAAACAUUUCAUUGAAAAGAGUGAAAGAGGUAUUUUUGUAAUGCCUAUUGAACCCGGUAUGUUGUUAUUUUUUCACUCGCUGGACGGGACUGACAUAUGAUAAACAAUGCACUGUAGUUUAACCCUUACAGUCCUGGGCUGUUUUUUGGCUUCACUUCCCUCUGGCCCAGGUAAUACUGGAGUCCACGACUCUUCACGCCCAGCCAAUACUGAUUGUAUCUGUAAUUUUUUCCAGACAUUAAAAAAUAGUUCUAUACUCCUUUUAAAAAAAGAGUUUUAGCAGUUAAUGCGUAGAAUAUUUUUCAAACACAAUUGAAUAGAUUACAGUAAAAUUAGGCAAUUGGAUUUGAGGUGGGUGGUGACCUGUGAGGGAAAUGUAUGCCACUUGGCCUGGGGAAAUGAGGACUCGUGGUGAAAUAACGCGACUGGGGCUGUAAGGGUUAACAGUUCAUUUUCUUGUUUUUGAUUUAUUCUCCCCAAAGAUUUCAAGAUGAUGUGAGUGAAAAUUUCCCUACAAAAUGUUUUCAGGUACUGACUACUUGUUUUCUCCACCCUCUUUGUUUCAUUUUCCAUUGUGUUCCGACUAGUAUUUUAUUUAGCUGAUAUUCUGUGAUAAUUUUAUUUUAUAUGCUUUAACGCACAAAUCCUGUAUUGAGAUAUAGCGUAGAGCACAUGUGUGUUAAAUGUAAAAACUUAUGUGCCAGUAGGAUUUACAUAACCACAAUGGUUUUAGUAGAUUUGUUUUAAAAUGUUCAUUUGGUUUUCUUUUUAUCUUUAUGAUCUCCAGGCCCAUCAUUACUCUGACGGGUAGGAGUUCAUAAUCGGAAAUAUUUUCUUUUCCAUAAAUAAGUUACUCAUACAGGUGGAAAAGAGAAAACUGUAGACCAAGAAAUCCACAGUGAAGACUACUUAGGAGUAUCAGUUUAAUUGUCUCACAAGUCAAAGUUUGGGAUCUUGCUUUGACAUUACAUUGCAUUGCAUAGAGUAGGGUGUCCUGCUUUGUUUUUUCCAGUUGUUAUAGUGCACCACUGUACAUUUGUAUCUUAGACAUUUGUCAUUUUUUUUAUUGUUCUUCAAAGGGAUGGAAUGUCUCACUUUGAGGAAAUCAGUGUGUUGAUAUCAUCAUAAUCAGACAAGGGAAAUAUCUGUACUACUUGUUGAAUGCUUUUCCUGUGUGGGAAAAUUUCAGAUUUGACUGUCAUGUGUUGUAGCAAGAUGGUCUGUGAGUUCGCAUUUUUUCUCAAAGAGAUUUUCAUUGCAUGUGAUGUUUCUCCAGCUGGAACCCGUGCUUGUGUAUUUAUUCAGUGAUUAUGAAAGCAAUACUCCUGAUCCUAAAUGGAUGGAUAAAAACUGCUUGUUUAAUUCAAUGCAUAUGUACCUAUUCAGGAGUGUUCAUGUCAUGCAAUUGAAUUUUUUAAAUUUUUUUUACUACUUUUGCACUACUAUAUUUUAAUUUCAAGAACUUACUCAUGGAAGAUUAUUUUAUCAUCUGAAAUGUCAGUAUCUUUGGACCAAAUCAGUUGCAGCUCAAAAUUAUAGACUGAACGUUUGUCAUUGAUUAUCUGGAAAAAUUCUCGUUCUUGGGAUUUGGGUCACUGUGAGCAGGUAGGGUAGUUGCUCUACAAACCAGCACUGGACAUGCUUUUUCAUUAAAAUUUUGGUCAUACACAGAUAAAUUGACAAGGAAAAUGUAAUCAGAAUUGUAGACAAGAGCACAUUUCCCGGAGGGUUGUUGGCCCAAAAAAAAGGUGUCAUACUUCAUUUGCAGGAAUCAGAAUGCAGCAUGUUGGAACAGAGUCGAAAACGUGCUGAUUGUAAUAAAAUAAAAUUGAUAUCGUCUUUGAGAAGAGCAUUUAGCUUACCGUUUUUUAAUAAAAAUCUUUACAGAGUUGUAAGAAUACCUCUUUAUACUAUAGCCAGUUUCACAGUAUAUAUUUGAGAUGAUACGAAAUACGUUGAAACUGUUUGAUCGAUAAUUUAAGCUUUAUAAAGAGUUAUUGUUUUUUUACAGCAAUCAGACAGACUUGCGCUUAGAAUUCAAGAACCAAAGUUAAAUAUUAAUAACUCAUGAAUACUCUUGGUUACCAAAUGUUGAGUGUCUGAAUUAGCAUUUCCACCUUAGAAUGAAGAUAUUGUAUUCUCCAAUGCCAAAAAGACUUGAAAAAUGCUGCCAAGUGGGCAGGAGACCUUUGUCAAUAUGUCCUAAGUCUCUGUAAAUGUUGUACUAUACUGGGACUAUAUAUAAUAUUGCCUAUUGGUGACACUGUCACCUGAUUUACACUUUCCUAAGAUCUGUGUUCAAAGGAUUCUGGUACAUACUUCAGAAAAAUGAAGUAAGAUCUAAUCAGAUAAACUUUGGACAAAAUAAAAAUGUUUAAAAGUU